Dicentrarchus labrax (European seabass) is the source of this 5613-nucleotide messenger RNA. RefSeq names its product failed axon connections homolog, metaxin like GST domain containing a (gene faxca). The record is from RefSeq and is a predicted model, not a curated record. Gene Ontology annotation, cellular component: cytoplasm. Lineage: Eukaryota; Metazoa; Chordata; Actinopteri; Moronidae. The coding region runs from base 498 to 1490 and encodes 330 amino acids. The transcript has 6 exons.
CAGGAGCUGCAGAGCUCAUCACUUUCCACAGCCAGGGCCUCCUGAACCCACUUCUGGUCUGAUCCUGGUCUGAUCCGGGUCUUAUUCUGGUUUUAUGCUCUUAUGUAUUUUCUCUGGGGUUUGAUAUUACUUAAUGUUGUCAGGUUGGGCGGGGUGAGAGCGGAGUCAGUGGGAAUCGUGAGUGGGUGGAUUGUGAUGUAACGGAGCCCCCCCCCUCAUAAACACACACACACACACACACACACACACACACACUAGGACAUUUCCAUCUCCAUUGGCUUUGUUGGGGAUUUAAUGGCACGAGCGACCUCCUGCAAAGGGUUGUGGUUUAUAUUUUUGGUCUCCAUUGUAAAAACGAUUACAGAUGAUGUUACUGAAGGAUGUUCUAAUGUUGUUUGCUGGAGAGCUCCGUCCGCCGGUCUGCAGGCCUGUUUUCUAACAGCUUUCCUGUCAUAUUAUUGACAGUAGCCUCUAGACUGUGACACAGGGUCGCUUUCAUGUGGAUUUCAAGGACAAGAAAGGAGGAAGAGCUGGACUCUAAAGAUGCCAUCAUACUCCACCAGUUCUCCAGGCCCAAAACUGGCGUCCCAUCCCUGUCCCCUUUCUGCCUUAAGUUGGAGACCUACCUCCGUAUGGUUGACCUGCCCUAUCAGAACUACUUUGAUGGGAAGCUUUCGCCACAGGGAAAAAUGCCAUGGAUCGAAUACAACCAGGAGCAGGUGUGUGGCACCGAAUUCAUCAUCGACUUCCUGGAAGAGAGGCUGGGCGCAAGCCUCAACAAGAGCCUGACUCCGCAGGAGAAGGCCAUGUCUCGAGCCAUCACCAAAAUGGUGGAGGAGCAUUUCUACUGGACCAUAGCUUACUGUCAGUGGGUGGACAACCUGGAGGAGACCCAGAAAAUGCUGUCAGUGAGCGGACCACUGAGUGACCUGCUCAAGUGGAUCCUGAGUCACCUGACCGGCGGGAUCGUCAAGAGGGAGAUGUAUGGGCACGGGAUCGGACGCUUCUCCAAGGAUGAAGUUUACGCCCUGAUGGAGAAGGACAUGCGCACCCUGGCCACUCUACUAGGUGAGAAGAAGUAUCUGAUGGGCUCUAAGCUGUCGACAGUAGAUGCUGCAGUGUUCAGUCACCUGGCUCCUGCUAUGUGGACAUUACCAGGAACACGGCCGGAGCAGCUAAUCAAAGGUGAGCUCAUCAACCUGGCCAUGUACUGCGAGCGCAUCCGCCGGCGAUUCUGGCCCGAGUGGUUCGUGGACCUGGAGGACCUCUGCUACAACGACACCACAGAGGGCAGCGACUCGGCCUGUAAACUCCCCGACCUGGGCCUCUACUCUCGCACGGACUCUUUCCAGGAUGACACGCACACGCACACUCCACGCACUCACACGCCACAGGACCCGCCAUCGCCGGACAGCGACCCUACAGGCCACUCGCUGUAUGACUCUGACAUGGACACAGAGUGCUCUGAAAUCGACCAGCUCAAGUGUUGACAAAACACACACACACACACACGUAUAUACGCACACCACAGGAGGGAGCUGCAUCCCGCCUGUACACAAGCCCCCCUACCUCUUUGAACAGAAAAUAACUGGGGAGUGUUUCUGUGUCAGCAGAAAAGUUGAGGACCUAGAGGUAUACCUUGCACACUGUAGUGGAGGAAUGACUGCAGUAGAGGGGAAGAGGGAGUGAAACGUAGCUCAGAAGUGACAGGUGGAGAGAAAAAGAACGAGAAAGCAGACUAGGUGCAGAGGAGGGAGAGAGAAAAGAGAGGCGGAACAAGAUUCAUAACGAGAACCAGAAGUAUGGAAACCAGGAGUAAAUGACGCCGCUGCUGAGAAACUCCUCUAUGUGGUCGACGUCAUCAACAUUUCCCUGUCGUAACCAUGGCAACUACGUGCGUGCGUGACGCCCCCGCUGUCCAUCGUAGCAACUUGCACCACCCGGCCUUGUGUGUGUUUUGACUCAACCGAACCCUUAACGCCUUGUACUGAUAUGACAACGACACGUAGGGAACUGUACAGGAUUUAUGUGAAUGAAUACAAUUCAGUGUAAAUAUAUAAAUGGAUCUGGUUUAUCAGAUUUAAUAGAUAGAAUAUUUGAUUAUAUAUGAGUAUAAAUAGUAUAGAGAGCCUGCAAAUGUAGAAUCAUCCCCUCUGUCAUAUGGUGUAAAUGCUGUAGGUGUUUCUGCUAUGAAAUCCCUUUUGUGUUGGACACAAUGACCAAAACCGUCUUGUGAUAUUCUCCAUGAAUACCGACUCUGCUGGUCUAGGAUCAGUGGGACCUAUGACUUCCUGUACUGUAUGUAUCUGUCUACACAACUGGGAUAUUACAGUAAUGCCUGCUGCCCAUAUUUUAAUAAUGAAGUAAAAUCUAAUGGAAGAUAAUGGACAGUAAAUCUGCCAUAAGCACUUUGAAACUAUCUUUUGUCUUCUUAAGACAAUUAUUUUGCCAAAAAAAUAUAUAAUUGUUUUUCCCACAUUAGAAGCAUAAUAUGACAACAUACAGUACACUCUCAUGCUGCUGUGUUGUUGGGACAGUAGCUUUAAGUCAAAUAGACAUUUAACAUGCAUUGAGAGCGAGUUAAACAAUCAUGUAGAAAUAGAUUAAAUAGAUAUAUUGUCCGAAUGUGCAUGGCUGGUACGUGCCGAUGAAAAUCUCCCUUUACACUUCACAACAUUUCUUCGCUGGCUUAUUCAUUAAGUUUGACGUUUGUUUGUCACCGCCUCUCGCCCCAUCAACUACACAAAGAUGUAGCCAACUGAUCUUGAAAAAUAACUAUUUUUUCCCCCCAGCAAGAAAACGUUAUGCAAAGCAAUAACAGUCUGUUCAUUUCUAAUGUUAGGCUAGACUGUGUGGUAUUUGGGGUGUGUGAUGGUUAGGUUGAAGUUUUAUGUGUGUUUGUCACUCAGCAAAUGCACAUACAAACAUGUUGUGUGUAAAAGCUACUAAUAUGGAUGCGAGCGAGCUGUGUCCAGUAUGUAUGCUUCUGUCCAUGUUGCGCAUAGAUGAGUCACCCUCUGUGUGUGAAUGAUGGCACACUGGUGACGUUUCACAGCUGAACUUUUCCUCCCUAACACACACACACACACACACACACACACACACACACACACACACACACUCAUGGUUUCACUAUUUAGUUAAGUGGUAGAAAAGGUGGUUGUCUGAAAAAGAAAGUGAAUAUUGAUGAUGCUUCAUGGUCUGACUUAAAAUAAUGGUCAUGUUAGGAAUUAAAGGGAAUCUUCACAGAGGCGUGUAUUGAUAAAUCGCCUGAGGUAAUAUAUUGAUAUUAGCUUUAAGGCCUGUUCAGAAAAUGGUACAGCGAAAUUUGCUAAAUAUUUGGUUUUUCAGCUUGGUGACAUAGUGGCAGGGCCAGCGGGUGAACUGCUGUAGCUUGGGAGCGAACUGCUAACUCACUACCCGGCCAGGCUCACAUUAGUCACGAUGGCUCUAGAAGAUUCUCUCCACUGUUCCUUAAGCUCUACCGCUAAUUCAAAAGUUAUAUUUGUACCUUCAACUCCUGUCUUAUAACUGUCUGCAAACAUUCCUCAUAUGUGCAGCUGUUUAUAUUCUGACAGAGGAGGUUAAAUAAAAUGUAAUUGUGCAACACUGCUAACAAGCUACAACACCUUCACCAUUUUGAACAGUUGGUCUUUCUGUCCCCAGAAAGAUGGAUAUAUCUUGUUCUAUUAUUGGUCUAUUAGCCAUCUCUGGUUAAAAAUUGCACAGAUUUUUUUGCAAGGGAAUCCACUAAUCACAAUAUUUUGCCUCUUUAAGUGCUAAUAUGCUAUGACCGGCCUUAAUGCUGAUGCAGUAUUUGAAUUGGUAAAAUAUGUCAGUACAGAAAUGCCAAUAAGAUGUUUCAGGUAAUUUAGAAACAGUUUCUCUAUCACUUCAUUUGUCCAACAGAGACCACUGACAAGUUUAUUUUGACUGCAAAGUGUACUGCUCUGUGCACAUCUUACUCACAAUUUCUUGACAACCAAAUUACAGGAUCCAAAUCAAAUAUAUUUGUGUUUCAAUAAAAUUCAUAUUAGCCAAUAUAUUGUUUACAGAAGUCUCAACUAUAAUACAAAUAACUCGAAUCAAGCAUCAGUCAGGCUCCUCUUGUGAAGAUUCUGCACAAAAAUGAAAUUUGUAACGAGUUAAACAUAUGUAGCAUUAAUAUGUAGCAGCAUGUUGUGAACUAAAAGUUACAAGAUGAGGUCAUAAAUAGAAUUUAAUCCUUAGCAAAAAGGUUAGGUUAUAUGGUUAUGAAGGCGUCAUUUUAGACUGACCACGAUGUCGAGGAUGGCUUUUGGUGAAGAAUAUUAUAAUGAUUUAACGGCGGCAAAAAUCACCAUUUUCCACUUUCCUUUCCUUUUAAGGGAUUCUGGGUUCACUGCUUAACAUAAUAAUGUUAGUUAGUUGGGCUCAACAACAAAUCAACCCAGCCUUUAAUAAGGAGACAGUAAAGCCUUUAUGUUUCUGUGCUGCAGAUUCAUUUUAAUACAAUAUUGUCUGAAACUGAUGAAAUGAACUGAAAAUUUUCAUUUUGUGUCUUAAAACCUUUCGCCUGCAUGCUCUUGCCUUCUCUUAUCAUCAUUAGUCAGAUUUAGCCUUAUGGAAACUGACUCCUAAAGCUGUUUACUUUCUAUAUGUGCCAGCAUAUGACUUAUGUUUUUAUAUUUUAUAUUGAGUUAUAUUUUAUUUAUUUAAUGUUGUUUAUAUUUAUUGAUUUUGAUGGGGGCUGUGCUUGAAUUUAAGAAACAAUUAUAUUGUUCUUUAUUUUUGCACUUCUUAUGUUUACAUGUGUUUUUCUUCUUUGGCUGAAAGUUCCUUUCAAUAUAAAUUUAUUGAUCUGUGUCAGUUGAUCUGUAUUCGUGCAGUACUGUAGAUCAUCUGACUUCCGUUGACACUGAACAAACUGCAUAUUUUAGCGUUGCCAGUCAUUGCAGUACUUGCAUGCAUGUCCAUGUUUCGAGAUGUCAUUUGAUAAAUGUUGUAACUCAUAUCAUAAUAUCAGUAUCAUUGUGUUAAAAUACUGCAGUCCCUCGUUUGCGGCAAAUUUUGCUGUCAUGAAAAAAAACUGAAAGUUUUACUCUGCAGAGCUCCGUGUCCAGUUGAAACCUUAAAAAAAACAUUAAAUAUUGACCACUACAGCUCAGAUCUGCACGGUGAGGUCAGCCAUCCUGCUGCUCAGCUGAUAGUCAGUGUAUCUGAUCCCUCUUGUAAACUCACCCAUUACUGGAAAAACUGCAAAAGUCCUUCCAGAUCAGUGUCUGUGGUCAACUUCAUCUGUCUCAGUGUUCCUCAGCAGUUAAAGGUCAGGGGUCGGGGUUCAGCCCUGUUGUGUGUGUGAGACUCUCACAUCGAGAUCUGUGCUUGUAGACCGUAGAAGCCAUAUUGAAUUGUCUUGUGGUGUCAUGUGUGUGCUGAAACACUUGUGAAAUCUCAUCAAACUGUAAAUAAGACACUGUUAAAAAAAAUAAUAAUUAUGCGAACAUGAUCUAAAAAAAACCCUCUGUAACAUUAAAAAAAAAGAUUCUUAUGAAUGUAUCAUACCUAGAGAUAAAAAGCUGUAUGACAAUGGAUUACUCUUAAUAUUUCAUUAAAUAUAGCUGUGGUAUUUUA